CUAUCAAACUUUGAUUCCAAUUAUCUCAAACUUAGUUUAAGGUAUAUUAUUAUUAUUAUUAUUAUUACAUUCAUUCAGCCAAAACGGGUCUCCCUCUUUGGUUGCUUGGAUUGGGUCCGGACCUCUUGUGGGCCGACAUGAACCGCCUCCUCUCAUUCCUCUUCCAUCGGGGAGUGUUGGAUGAGCAAUUCUUGCAGCUCCAGCAGCUACAGGAUGAAACCUCACCAAACUUUGUCUCUGAAGUUGUCAACAUAUAUUUCCACGAAUCCGAGAAGCUUCUAAGGAAUCUAAGAGCAUUGUUGAUGGAGAGGGAAUUAAUGGACUAUAAGAAAAUGGGGAUUGAUUUGAAUCAGUUAAUGGGAAGUAGCUCAAGCAUUGGUGCAAAGAGAGUAACUAAUGUUUGUGUUGCAUUUCGUGUCGCUACUGAACAGAACAACCGUGUUGGGUGCUUCAGAGCAUUGGAAAUGUUGGAACAUGAAUACUGCUAUCUCAAGAACAAAUUGCACGAACUAUUCCAAAUUGAACAGCAACGUGAUUUGGCAGCUGGAGUGAGGUAUCCAGUGCAGAAUUAAUGAAUGAAUAAAGCAAACUUAAAGAAAUGGUGAUUAGAUAUUGUGUUAGGAAAUUAUUUUCUUUUCUACUUUGCAUGUUAAUUUUUUCUAUAGUUUUGUAAGG
Molecule: messenger RNA, 675 nt
Organism: Trifolium pratense (red clover)
Lineage: Eukaryota; Viridiplantae; Streptophyta; Magnoliopsida; Fabales; Fabaceae
Product: pseudo histidine-containing phosphotransfer protein 6-like
Exons: 4
Coding region: 138-572 (144 amino acids)
Biological process (GO): cytokinin-activated signaling pathway; phosphorelay signal transduction system; phosphorylation
Cellular component (GO): cytoplasm; nucleus
Molecular function (GO): protein histidine kinase binding; histidine phosphotransfer kinase activity
Source: RefSeq, a predicted model, not a curated record